Marmota flaviventris (yellow-bellied marmot) is the source of this 1128-nucleotide messenger RNA. RefSeq names its product alcohol dehydrogenase E chain. NCBI's taxonomy places the organism in Eukaryota, Metazoa, Chordata, Mammalia, Rodentia, Sciuridae. Gene Ontology annotation, biological process: retinoic acid metabolic process; retinol metabolic process. Gene Ontology annotation, cellular component: cytosol. Gene Ontology annotation, molecular function: all-trans-retinol dehydrogenase (NAD+) activity; zinc ion binding. The record is from RefSeq and is a predicted model, not a curated record.
AUGAGCACAGCAGGCAAAGUAAUAAAAUGCAAAGCAGCUGUGCUUUGGGAGCAAAAGAAACCCUUUUCCAUUGAAGAGGUGGAAGUUGCACCCCCUAAGGCCCAUGAAGUUCGUAUUAAGAUGGUGGCCACAGGAAUCUGCCGCUCAGAUGACCAUGUGGUCAGUGGAAACCUCCAUUGGCCUCUUCCUGUGAUUUUAGGCCAUGAGGCAGCUGGCAUUGUAGAGAGCAUUGGAGAAGGGGUGACUUCAGUAAAACCAGGUGAUAAAGUCAUCCCCCUCUUUAAUCCCCAGUGUGGAAAAUGCAAAGUUUGUAAACACCCAGAAGGCAAUGUCUGUUUGAAAAGCAGUUUACAACAACCCCGGGGGACCUUGAUAGAUGGCACCAGCAGGUUCACCUGCAGGGGGAAGCCAGUCAACCACUUCAUCCACACCAGCACCUUCUGCCAGUACACGGUGGUGGAUGAGAUGGCCGUGGUCAAAAUUGAUGCAGCAUCCCCGCUGGAGAAAGUUUGCCUCAUCGGCUGUGGAUUUACAACCGGUUAUGGCUCAGCAGUCAAAGUUGCCAAGGUCACCCAAGGUUCCACCUGUGCUGUAUUUGGCCUGGGAGGAGUUGGCCUGUCUGUUAUCAUGGGCUGUAAAGCAGCUGGAGCAUCCAGGAUUAUUGGAGUGGACAUCAACAAAGACAAAUUUGCAAAAGCUAAAGAAGUGGGUGCCACUGAGUGCAUCAACCCUCAAGACUACAACAAGCCCAUUGAGGAGGUGUUGAAGGAACUGAGUGACGGAGGUGUGGACUUUUCCUUUGAAGUCAUUGGUCGGCUGGACACCAUGCUUUCUGCCCUGUUAUGUUGUCAAGAUUCAUAUGGUGUAAGCGUCAUCGUAGGGAUACCUCCUGAUUCCCAAAACAUCUCCAUGAAUCCUAUGCUGCUAUUGACUGGACGCAUCUGGAAAGGAGGAGUUUUUGGUGGUUUUAAGAGUAAAGAUUCUAUUCCCAAACUUGUGGCUGAUUUUAUGGCUAAGAGGUUUUCACUGGAUCCAUUAAUAACGAAUGUUUUACCUUUUGAAAAAAUAAAUGAAGGAUUUGAACUGCUUCGCUCUGGAAAGAGUAUCCGGACCGUCCUGACAUUUUGA